AUGGCACCUAAAAAAGACAAAGGUAAAAAGAAUGAAAACGCUGGAAUAUUUAAUCAGGUAGAAAGAACUUUAUUAGAACAGGAAGUGGCCGAAUGUAAUCGAAAGAUUGCUAGACUUAGAUCUUCUGUAAGUGAAUAUGAGGCAUGCAAUGAAGAAUUACAGAAUGCCCUUGAAAAACUAGAUGAAGAUAGGGCUGAUAUAAUUGCUUUUUUGAAAAAACAGCUUAAUACCAAAAUUGAGGAAUAUAACGAGCUGAAAGAAAAAGUGGAUGGCCUUAUAGAAAUAAGAGAUAGAGAGACUAUACAGUUCCAUGAAACUGUCACAGAACUGCAAAAUAAUUUCACUAGGAUGAAAGAUCAACUUACAUCUGAAAAUAAGUUAUUAGCAGGCAAACUAAAUACUCUUGAGGAAUUUAGGUUUAUUAGAGACGAUCUCAUGCAAAGAUUUAAUGCGCAAGAACAAAAAUUUAUAGAUCAAGAAAUGUGCUACAAAAGAAUUAUCUAUGAAACUGAAAAGAAAUUUGUUAUUGGUAAAGAUAAACUAAAAAAAGAAAUGGAAGCAAGACUAUUGCAGUUAGCUCAAGAUUUCCAAGACGCAACUGAAAUUAGAAUUGCUGCAUCUACUCAUAGAGUCAUCAGAGAAAAUAUUGCCAUAAGCAAUGAAUUAGAUAAUAUCUUAAAUACCCAACAAAAAAUAUCAGAACAAAAUGAAAUGUACAAAGAAAAUAUUAGAGCUGCAUUCAUUGCAAAAGAAGUAGCCGAAGAAGAACGAGAUACAGCUAUUAACAAAAGUGUUAUUCAACUCAAAGUGAUUGAUCAAUUUACAACCGCAUUUGAGAAAAUUAAAAAGGGAAAAGCUCUAUGUGAUAAGAAAAUUCGCGAUUUUGAAGCUUUGCAAGCAAAAGUAGAAAAACUAACCAAAGAAAAUGAUAAUCUAACAUUACAAGUGCGUAUUUUAGAACAAAAUUUACAUGCUAAAUUGUGUGGUCACAAUAAAGACAUAGUUGAUGCGUGUAAAAUAAGUAAAGAGCGAGAUAAACUACGAAAAAUAUUACAAAAUGCUGCUUUUGCUAUUCAAGCUGCUUUGAAACUGGAUCAGUGGGCUCACUCUAACCCUGAGCGACAAGCAAUGGAUAGGCAAUUACUUCUCACUAACUUACUUCAAAUCGUGACGCAAUUCCGUGAAACACAAAGAGCAGAAUCAUUAGCCACUAUAGCUUCCUUUAGCAAUAUUUACAAUAAAGGAGAUCUUGGGUUACUCCCUAAGCCUGAGCCGAAACAGAAAACAUCCUGGCAAUCUGGUUACGAGUAUUCUCACAUAUCUCAAGCUCAAAAACUGCAAUCGGGAAGAGAAUCAGAGCAAAGUGAAACUGCUCCCUCUUUAUUAAGUUCUUCGCCUAGCGGUAGUCUUAAAACAAUUCCAAGUAUGCAUGCUUUAUCUAUUAAAUCAGAUAAUAAAAUAGUAAUAUCGGAGGCCAAGCCAAGUCUGUCAUCAUUUGUAUCGUCAACACAAUCAACGGCUUCAGACGAUGAGGAAUCUGAGUUAAGUAAAGAUAAUAAGACUGAUCUUGAAAAGCAACUGUUAGCCAGCAAAAUAGAGAUCCAAAAAUCCAUAUUAAAGGAUCUGGCACUCUCUCAAUUGUCAUUUAAAAGAUCAUCACUGUCUAUAAUUCAAAAUCCGACGGAGGCAACUGAAUCAACUAUAUCAAUUCAUAAAAAGUUAACAACUCGAACAGAAAGUGGUCAUCACUUUAAAGACUUACAAUCAUCUGAACAUGAUCUUUCUGUUUUGGGGAAACCAGAGCAGGAAAAAAUACUUGAAACGACAGAAAAUAAAGUAUUAGAAGAAAGUACUGAUAAAAAAACCGAAAAGCCACCUGAAUUAAUAACAGAUGAGACUAAAAUAGAUAGACCUCCGGAGCAGUCAAAUAUUAUGUAG
Molecule: messenger RNA, 1938 nt
Organism: Arctia plantaginis
Lineage: Eukaryota; Metazoa; Arthropoda; Insecta; Lepidoptera; Erebidae
Source: the annotation of a GenBank genome assembly